Molecule: messenger RNA, 1149 nt
Organism: Verticillium alfalfae VaMs.102
Lineage: Eukaryota; Fungi; Ascomycota; Sordariomycetes; Glomerellales; Plectosphaerellaceae
Exons: 3
Coding region: 1-1149 (382 amino acids)
Source: RefSeq, a predicted model, not a curated record
AUGCGUUUCGCUACUGGUAUCAUCACGGCCUGCGCCAUCCUUGGCUCCGUCAACGCCGGCAACAAAGUGCCUCGUACGGGCAAGAUCAUUAAGGCUGGGCCUAGUGUCGGUUCCGGCGCCGAAGAUUCUGUGUACGACGACGUUCCCGGCGUCAUCAAGUCGACCGAGCCUGCUCCGAGACCCGCCGCACCCGCCGCACCCGCCACACCCGCCGCCAGCAAGGCAGAACUCAACAGAUGGAUCAAGGACGCCAUGGCAGAGGCCAACGCCAUCGAGGUUGCCACCGAGCAAGAAGCCAAGCAACGCGAGAUCACCGAGAAACAGGAGGCUGACCGUGUCGCCCUCGAGGCACAGCAGGCCGCCGAGGCCAAGGAGGCCGCGUACCAGCAGCGCAAGGCCGCCGAGGAUGCCGCCAAGGACGCCGCAAAGGUCCAGAAGCUCGCCGGCGAGCUCCGCCGAGAAGAAGCGCCUCCAGAAGAUCAACAAGCAGCAGGAGAAGGACGUCACCUCCUGGGUCAAAGAAAGCCCUCGCCGACGCCCGAAAGAAGGAGAAGGAGGAGGAGCGCAAAGAUCCUCGAGGAGUCGCAGCGCCUGGACCGCCUCUAUUCUCGAGCGCAAGCGGCGCGAAGGUUGACGAGGGCUGCCGCAAGGCAGGCUGAGCGGCGAUGCCGAAGAACGAGCGCGAGCUACGACGGCGGCGAGGUCAACCACCCUGGCGUCAACCGCUACGUCAACGUUCCUCAGCCCAUGCCUGCUUACCAGCCCGCUCCGGUCGCGCCCGUCUACCAGCCAGCCCAGCCGGUUCAGCCGGCCUACGUGCCUCAGCCUGCUCCGGCCCCCAUCAUGGCCGCCCCUCAGGCUGUCCCCGUUGGUGUUCGCAGGGUCGGCGUGCCCUUCGGGUUUCCCGUCAGGAAUGUCCGCCGUGGCCUCAGCCCUGAAAAUGAGGAGUACGAGGCGAAGGGUGAGGCCUUGAAAACACCAAGCCCCAGAUACGUCUCCAAGCCUGUCAGGAAGAUGAUCUCGUUCAAGAACUCCGCUUUCAAGCCUGUCUCGACAGCCAAGCCGACCGAGGCAAAGGAUGCCCAGGCCAAGAUUCAAAAGGAGACUGUUGAGCAAAUCACCCGCUUGAUUAAGGCCAACUUCGAGUAA